AUGAACGUGCUCCGAGAGUUUUUCGUCUUCACUUGUUCCAAUGGUAAGAAAAUUUCUGGUGAAUGUAAACUUUGUGGAAAACUUUAUUCCGAUAAUGCUGGAUCAACGGGAAAUUUCCAUAAGCAUAUGAAACGUAAACACAUGAGUGAAUACGACAAAUUAAAAUAUCCCGAUUCAUUUGUACCUAAGAACGACACGUAUGAUUAUUCAGAAAACUUCGAAGACAACGUUAUCAAAAUCAAUCAAACAAUUCUGAAAGAAUUAAUUGUGAAAUGUAAUUUACCACCAACAUUGGUCGAACAUACUGGUUUUAGGAAUUUUUUAAAAGCAGUUGCACCAAAAUGGAAGCCUACAUCUUCACGAUACUUCACCAAAACACUAUUGCCAUCAUUGAUGAAUAAUAGUCAAGAGAAAAUAAGAAAGUUACUUGAUAGUAUCGAUCACUUAAGCAUUACAGUAGAUGUCUGGAUAGACCGACGUGGACGAUCAUUUAUUGGUGUUACUGGUCACUUCCUUGAUUUAAAUUAUAUACCACAAGCUCUACUUCUAGAUUUUUCGCGUUUAAAAGGGCCACAUACUGGAGAAAAUAUUCGCCUUGUCACAAGAGAAAUACUCGAAAAUCUGAAGUUUGGUUUAAACGUGAACGAUGAUGAUGAUACUAGUCCAGAUGCCAACAAAUUACAACAAAAUGAUAGUUCAAUUAAAUUUCUUGAUGAUGACGACUUGUAUACGUUAAAUGAAUGGAGAUUGGCUAAUUGGUGUGAAAACGACAAAGACUUGAUUGAGAAUGGUGAAGAUGUUUCUUCAAUAAGAUUGCCUUGCUUUGCACAUAGUCUACAGUUGGCUGUUCGAGAUGGAUUAAAAGAUACUCCAUACUUAUCGAGAUCAUUGUUAAAAUGUAACAAGUUGGCGCAGCGAUCUUCUAAGUCUACUAAAAUAGUUGAUCUUCUUGAUGAUAUUGGAAAAACAAUAAAUCGCUCCAAUCUGACACGCUGGAAUUCGGAAUAUCUACUGAUUAAAUCAAUUAUUGGAUUAGGAAAAAAAACGGUUGAUGAAAUUACAGACAUUAUUGAUGAUAAUGAACUGAAAUUUCAUAACAAUGAUUUUACUAUACUACAGGAGGCAGUUGAUAUAUUAGAGCCAUUUGCUGAAAUAACUACACGUAUUCAAUCCGAAUCCAUUGUGACGGCUAGUCUUGUCGUACCCUCAGUGGUACAUAUCAUCGAUCAUGUGAAUAAUAUCAAGCCACAUUUAUCAUUUUUGAAAAAGAUGUGUAUACGACUGGAAGAUUCUAUUGGUAAAAGAUUUGCCGGUAUUGUUAAGCGUUUAUCACAACAAAUACAAGCCGACAGUGGAAUCACACAUGAAACAGCUACUUAUUCAGAUGAUCUUGAAUGA
This is a messenger RNA of Rotaria sp. Silwood2, 1398 nucleotides long. Lineage: Eukaryota; Metazoa; Rotifera; Eurotatoria; Philodinida; Philodinidae. The record is from the annotation of a GenBank genome assembly.